GUUCUGUUCCUACUUCUUCUUGCGUUUAGAUGUGCAGUGGUUAAAAACAUGUUCUGUGAAGGUAAGGAUGCGCUGAGGUUAAGGUUCAAAUCCCAGCUAAGCUAUUUUGGUCCCAAUAAUUUAAAUAAAAUUGUUAUCAAUAGUUGUUUUAUCAAACAAAGUGGCCAAAACACCAACUCUCAGCGUGAAAGCCACAGUGGUGCAGUGGUUAAACACAUGUUCUGUGAAGGUAAGGAUGCGCUGAGGUUAAGGUUCAAAUCCCAUCUCAGCAUUUUUGGUCCCAGUAAUUUAAAUAAAAUUGUUAUCAAUAGUUGUUUUAUCAAACAAAGUGGCCAAAACACCAACUCUCAGCGUGAAAGCCACAGUGGUGCAGUGGUUAAACACAUGUUCUGUGAAGGUAAGGAUGCGCUGAGGUUAAGGUUCAAAUCCCAUCUCAGCAUUUUUGGUCCCAAUAAUUUAAAUAAAAUUGUUAUCAAUAGUUGUUUUAUCAAACAAAGUGGCCAAAACACCAACUCUCAGCGUGAAAGCCACAGUGGUGCAGUGGUUAAACACAUGUUCUGUGAAGGUAAGGAUGCGCUGAGGUUAAGGUUCAAAUCCCAUCUCAGCAUUUUUGGUCCCAGUAAUUUAAAUAAAAUUGUUAUCAAUAGUUGUUUUAUCAAACAAAGUGGCCAAAACACCAACUCUCAAAGCGAAAGCCGCAGUGGUUCAGUGGUUAAACACAUGUUCUGUGAAGGUAAGGAUGCGCUGAGGUUAAGGUUCAAAUCCCAUCUCAGCAUUUUUGGUCCCAGUAAUUUAAAUAAAAUUGUUAUCAAUAGUUGUUUUAUCAAACAAAGUGGCCAAAACACCAAAUCUCAGCGUGAAAGCCACAGUGGUGCAGUGGUUAAACACAUGUUCUGUGAAGGUAAGGAUGCGCUGAGGUUAAGGUUCAAAUCCCAUCUCAGCAUUUUUGGUCCCCAUAAUUUAAAUAAAAUUGUUAUCAAUAGUUGUUAUAUCAAACAAAGUGGACAAAACACCAGUUCUCAGAGUGAAAACCACAGUGGUGCAGUGGUUAAAUACAUGUUCUGUGAAGGUAAGGGUGCGCUGAAGUUAAGGUUCAAAUCCCAGCUAAGCUAUUGGGUUCAAAUCUCACUUUAACUGCUUUAUUGGAAACUCU
This is a messenger RNA of Pimephales promelas (fathead minnow), 1153 nucleotides long. NCBI's taxonomy places the organism in Eukaryota, Metazoa, Chordata, Actinopteri, Cypriniformes, Leuciscidae. The record is from RefSeq and is a predicted model, not a curated record.